Messenger RNA from Nematostella vectensis (starlet sea anemone), 4073 nucleotides. RefSeq names its product proteoglycan 4. Bases 393 to 3785 code for a protein of 1130 amino acids. Gene Ontology annotation, cellular component: extracellular region. NCBI's taxonomy places the organism in Eukaryota, Metazoa, Cnidaria, Anthozoa, Actiniaria, Edwardsiidae. The record is from RefSeq and is a predicted model, not a curated record. The transcript has 5 exons.
GCGCAUCAGCGUAAAAAGCAACACUGACACACACGCACGUGAGCCAAAGAAGCACAAGUAGCCUAAGUCGAUGGCUUGUACAAAGUGUAUCUAUGGUUGAAAAGGGCAAAAUGCGAGGGUGUGAGAAUUCAAUGCUAUGCAAAAAUUUUACUUAGGUUAAACAACGCCCUUUGUUUACGGCACGAAAUGGACUUGGCUAUGUACAUAAGCUCACGCAAGGCCUUCACUAUGUAAUCAAAGGAAAAAUUCAAAGAUUAUGUAGGGCAUUUUAGCCUGCGGCAAAAUAACCUGAAUCAGGGGAUUGGCCAUCUCCAUUAUUCAUGCGUGUCGCAAUUUUUGGUCAGACCCGCGAGACACGCGAGUUAAGAGAAGUGGCUCUCGUAUGACAAAAGAUGCGACGUUUGUAUCUGUUCGCGCUAAUUGCGCUGGCUGUAAUCUUUGCCUCAGCGUUAACAGAAGGUAGAAGCCCGUCUGGACGUAGUCGUCAUGGAAAGGAAUUGAAGAGAACUUCAGGUACUAAGAGGGAUCAGUCGAUAGAGGGCGACUACGUUAUAGAGGGACAAUUGGUCAUCAAACCAAAACCAAAGAAUCCGGCUGCUUCCAAUGCACCUAAGGAAGGUAACAAGCCUUUUCCAGCAACGGGCUCACCAGGAAGCGCAUCCCCACCCAAAACAAAUGGACCGGACGUGGGAACUCAACAGCCAAGUCCAGCUUCGCCAACAAGCGUAAAACAAAGCCCAAAUAGUAGCUCUUCGACUGGGCAGACGCCAACUGAGAAAACCGAUUCUACGCCGAAAUCGUCAGGCUCCACCCUACCGACUUCAUCAACCCCUGCAACACAGAAUCCAACAGAUAGUUCGCUGUCUACAAAGCCCCCAACGUCACCGAAUAAUGCGUCACCACAGUCAUCGACACGACCAGGCGAGACCACUGCUAUCCCAAAACAAACCGGUCCAACCCAACCACCCGGUUCAACUAAGAUUACUACACCACAACGUGAGACUAAGCCAGGCGAGACAACUGUUUCUACGCCAAAAGCACCCGGUCCAACUCAACCAGCCGGUACAACUAAGAAUACUGCACCACAACCGGAAACUCAACCAGAAGGUACAACUGCUUCUACGCCAGAGGUACCAGGUCCAACUCAGCCUACUCAAACUAAGAAAACUACAACAAAACCGGUAUCUCAACCAGGCGAGACAACUGCUUCCACGCCCAAAGCACCCGGUCCAACUCAACCAGCCAGUACGACUAUAGAGGCAACACCACAACCUGAAACUCAACCAGGCGCUUCUACGGCCAAAGCACCAGGUUCAACCGAACCAACCGUUUUGCAAUCUGCCUCUUCCCCUAAGAUACCCAUGUCGACAUCACCAACUGGCCCAUCACAGCCCAACAGCCCAACAGAUACCCAAGCGUCCUCAAAGAAACCGACGGAAAAUGCCGCAACAAACCCAAAGACCCAGCCAGGUGGACCAACUGUAACUACACCAAAGUCAUCAGCUUUGACAGGUGUAACAGCACGAAAGCCUUCUAUGCCCGGUCCAACUUCGUCACCUGGUGCCACACAGGGGUCGACAGAUGGUGUUGUGUCUGCUAAGCCUCCCACCAAGAAAACCACACCACAGUCGGUGAUCCCUCCAGGCAAGACAACAUCUCCAACAACUAAACCACCUGGAUCACCAGCAGGUUCUACGCAGGGGCCAACGGAUGGCGUUUUGUCUGCUAAGCCUCCCACCAAGAAAACCACACCACAGUCGAUGAUUCCGCCAGGCAAGCCAACUGCCCCAACACCAAAACCACCCGGAUCACCAGUCGGUGUCACGCAGGGGCCAACAGAAGGUGUUGUGUCUGCUAAGCCUACCACCAAGAAAACCACACCACAGUCGAUGAUUCCGCCAGGCAAGCCAACUGCUCCAACACCAAAACCACCCGGAUCACCAGUCGGUGUCACGCAGGGGCCAACAGAAGGUGUUGUUUCUGCUAAGCCUCCCACCAAGAAAACCACACCACAGUCGAUGAUUCCACCAGGCACUAAAACGUCUCCAACACCAAAACCACCUGGAUCACCAGCAGGUUCUACGCAGGGGCCAACGGAUGGCGUUGUGUCUGCUAAGCCUCCCACCAAGAAAACCACAUCACAGUCGAUGAUUCCGCCAGGCACUAAAACGUCUCCAACACCAAAACCACCUGGAUCACCAGCAGGUUCUACGCAGGGGCCAACGGAUGGCGUUGUGUCUGCUAAGCCUCCCACCAAGAAAACCACACCACAGUCGAUGAUCCCGCCAGGCAAGCCAACUGAUCAAACACCAAAACCACCCGGAUCAACUUCACCAAACAGUGCAACACAGGGACCGACAGAUAACUUGAUGUCUGCAAAGCCAUCAAAUAAAAAACCUACCCCCCAGGUGGUGACCCCGCCAGGCGAGGCUAAACCAAGCGGUCCAACUUCGCCGACCAGUCAAACAGAAAUCCCAACAGAUAGUUCGCUGUCUACUAAGCCAACAGUUAGGGCAACUACACAACUGCCAGGUGAGACUACUGCUUCAGCACCCCAGGAAACCGGCGUAACCCCAACAGCAAGUGCAACAAAAAACCCUACGGAUAGCUCGGCAUCUAAAAUUCCCCAGGUUGAGAAAGCAAAUCCGACUAACAAGCCAAGCGUGCCAACUGAUGCUUCUACGGCUACACUUGGUAAAACAGAAAGCCCGACAGAUAAUCCAGCGUCAACAGGGAACCCAGCCCUGAAAACCACUCCACAUACAACGACCAGACCAAGUGAGGCAACAGCAAAACCUCAAGCUACAGCAAUACCACCGGCAACUACAAAACCAACAGGUUCAACACAAAGCCCAACGGAUAAAUCGCCCUCAGAAAAAGCCAUGAAACCCGGGGAAGCAAAUAAGUCACCGGUUCCAACACAAGCACCAACAGAAAUGAAGUCAUCAACGGCAAGGAACCCACCCCCCAAGAAACCUCCAAAUCCAACAAAGCAAUCAGCCACCGCUCCGACGCCCAGUACACAAGGAAGCCAAUCUUCAACUGGUUCAGCGAGUACACCAGGGGAAAACCCCUCUCCUACGACACACUACGCUACAAAACCAACUAUGGCCGAGCCGAAUUCAGAAAAUGAGGCUUUGCAGCUGCAUAAUAACCUUCGAGCCAUCCAUGGCUCGCAGCCCAUGCGUCUCAAUAAGGAAAUGAGCGAUGCUGCAACAGAUUGGGCCAAAAAGAUGGCUUCUCAUCACAAAUUAAUUCACUCCCCUUUACAAGCGAGGCCGGAUGAGGGAGAGAACCUGUUCAUGGCAUGCAACCGAAAAGGCGAAUUCCCAGUCUCCAAUGUUGUCAAAUCAUGGUAUGACGAGGUGUGUGCCCCCGGAUACGACUUCCCACAAGGACGCGGCCAGGGGGGUACGGGACACUUCACCCAGGUGGUGUGGAACGCCAGUGUUGAGUUAGGCAUCGGCAAAGCAACUACCACUAAAAAUGGAACGUCUUGUACGUUCUACGUGGCUCGCUACAAGCCCGCAGGGAACCACUACACAGGACAUGAGGACUACCAGGACAACGUAAAGCAAGGGGUGUUCAAUCGAGAGGCUUACUGCGGUAAAGUGCAGAGUGUCGCUAUGAUGCGCCGGCUGAUCCUAGGCAAGCCGAGGAUGGGCGUACUUAGAAAAAAAGGUGUGGUGGGGAAGCAGGGUGGAGAAAGUAAGGAUGGGGUUGGGAGGAAGCGGUAUAGAGGUAUUCACAGGCAGAGGCAUCAUUUCCCAAAGCGGCAGCAGUGAGGUUUUGUUAUGAGUAACGCACUUCUAAAUGGAGAACAUCAUCAGCUUAUUGGUCCUAUUCACAAAUUUACGCAACACGUGCUGUUGGGGAAAUGUGGCUGUAUCUUUUUGUUGGACCUGGGCCAUUAAAAAAACUUAAAAAUCUCUUUUUUAAUCAAAAGUACUCAAUAUCCAAUUGUCCAAUCGGGUGUCAAUGUCUCAAGUAUGGGCUUCAUCAGUAUAGUAGUAGCUUAAUAAAAAGCAAAAAGUCUCAAACACAAACCAAUGCUUAUAAAAUGUGAAACGCUG